GUCAAUCAUCACGCGAAGGCCGAAAAGGCGAAACUGUAUAGGGUAUUAGGGUUUGUUCAUUUGAGUUGUCUUUUCUUCUCUCCAGUCUCCAGCCUUCGCCGCGCCUUUCACAGUCACAGCUCCAGUGUUCCACGCCUCCACCGCGUUGGGUUAAAGAGAACUGAGAACAUGACAAAUCUAGAGAACAUGCCAACAUUGGGGUCUUCCCAUCAACAAUCUGUUUCAAGCUCUCCUACUGCAAUUUCAAUAUCUGGUGCUACACAGAGCAAUCCGAGUAAUCCUAUUGCUAUUGAUGAUGAUCAACAAGAGACUGCAGAAGGUGGCCUGUUUGAGACGAAGAAAAGGAAAAAAACAUCUGCAGUUUGGUUGGGGUUCAAGGAUGUAAUGGGGAAAGAUGGAGUGAAGAGAGCAGAGUGCAUUCAUUGCAAGGCAAGGCUGGUUAUUAGUGGAGGCACUACCACUCAUUUCAAGAGGCAUCUAGAUGGAUGUACAAGAAGGAAAGUAAAUUUGAAAUCACAGAAGAUGCUGAACUUGAUUCCAUCUCCAGUGAACAAGGAAGUAGGUAUUGUUUCUAAUUUUCAAUAUGAUCAAGGAAAAAUGAGAGAAUCAAUUGCACAUUUUAUUCUCAUGCAUGAGCAUCCUUUCACAAUUGUGGGGCAAGAGGGUUUUAAUUUAAUGAUGAAAACUAGCACCCCACAUUUUCAGGGCAUUAGUCGUGCUACUGCUAAAAAUGAUUGUAUGGCUGUGUAUGAGAUGAUGAAAAUUAAGUUGAAGGCAACGUUGAAGAAUGUGAACAAAAUUAGCUUGACUACUGAUCUUUGGAGAUCAAAUCAACAAAUAGAGUAUAUGGUGGUUACUGGGCAUUUUGUUGAUGUCGAUUGGAAAUUACAGAAGCGGGUUCUUAGUUUUGUGAAUGUGCCUCCUCCACGUGGAGGUGUUGAUAUUGCUGAUGCUCUGUUUAAAUGCAUGAAUGAGUGGAGGUCGGUUGAUAAUGCUUCUUAUAAUGAUGUUGCUAUUAGAACUUUGAAAACUACAUUAUCUAGAACUCAGAAGUUGUUGCUUGGAGGUCGGUUGUUCCAUGUUCGUUGUUGUGCACAUAUAUUAAAUCUUCUUGUGCAAGAUGGCCUUAGGGUUGUAGAAGAUAUCAUCCAUAAUGUUAGGGAGAGUGUUAAAUUUGUGAAACAAUCUGAUUCUCGGCUUCUCAAGUUUAGUGAGAUUGUUAAACAAUUGCAGUUGCCUUAUAGAAAGCUGAUUUUGGAUUGUCCCACACGUUGGAACUCCACAUUUGAGAUGUUAUCUAUUGCAUUGAAAUUCAAGGAUGCAUUCCCUCUUUUCAAAGAAAGGGAACCCCAAUACAAAUAUCUGCCAAGUUUUGAAGAUUGGGAUAUGACUGAAGACAUGCCUCAAGAGGUUGUGUUGCCUAUUUGA
Tripterygium wilfordii is the source of this 1428-nucleotide messenger RNA. Its product is annotated as zinc finger BED domain-containing protein RICESLEEPER 2-like. Lineage: Eukaryota; Viridiplantae; Streptophyta; Magnoliopsida; Celastrales; Celastraceae. The coding region runs from base 169 to 1428 and encodes 419 amino acids. The transcript has 3 exons. The record is from RefSeq and is a predicted model, not a curated record. Gene Ontology annotation, molecular function: DNA binding.